Molecule: messenger RNA, 2609 nt
Organism: Hypanus sabinus (Atlantic stingray)
Lineage: Eukaryota; Metazoa; Chordata; Chondrichthyes; Myliobatiformes; Dasyatidae
Gene: rdh12
Product: retinol dehydrogenase 12
Exons: 7
Coding region: 137-1096 (319 amino acids)
Source: RefSeq, a predicted model, not a curated record
UUUUGUGAUUGACAGCUGGGACAGACGCUCGCAAGUAUUCUGGGUAUUGUAGUUUCAUUGCUGUCAUCCCGAGGUUUCAAACCCGGUAGCGUGUGGUCGGCAGCUUCUUUGUGUCUGUCGCUGCUGCAGUCGGAGGAUGUCAUUCUUCGUAAGCCUCAUCGGGAUCUGUGCAAUUACUGCUCUUCUUCUAGCAGCGUUUGCUCCAUAUAUCAGGAGGUGUGCUGCUGGUGGUGUGUGUACGUCUAAUGCAAGGCUAGAUGGGAAAACUGUGGUGAUUACAGGGGCAAACACUGGCAUUGGAAAGGAAACUGCCAGGGAUCUGGCACAGCGAGGUGCUCGAGUAAUAUUAGCCUGCAGAGAUUUGACCAAAGCAGAGGCUGCAGCCCAAGAUAUUCGUGAAGACACUGGAAGUAAACAAGUCAUUGUUCGAGAACUGGAUUUAGCCAAUACCAGAUCCAUAUACCAGUUUGCUGAAAAUAUCAUUAAAGAGGAAAAAGUGCUCAACAUUUUAAUCAACAAUGCUGGAGUGAUGAUGUGUCCCUUCAUGAAGACGUCUGAUGGGUUCGAGAUGCAGUUUGGUGUAAAUCACCUUGGACAUUUCUUAUUGACCUUCCUGCUUCUGGAUCACCUUAAAAAAUCAUCACCUGCUCGUAUCAUUAACCUUUCAUCCUUGGCUCAUGGCUUUGGCCGAAUCAAUUUUAAGGAUUUGCAUAGUGAAAACAGCUAUGAUGGGGGUUCGGCCUACUGCCAGAGUAAAUUAGCCAACAUACUGUUCACCCGAGAACUGGCCAAACGUCUGAAAGACACCAAAGUCACAGUGAACUCUGUGCAUCCAGGCUGUGUCCGAUCAGAACUAACCAGACACUCCAGCACUUUGGCUCUGGUAUGGAAGAUUCUCACUUUUCUCAUCAAAACACCUAAAGAAGGUGCUCAGACCAGCAUAUACUGUGCAGUCACUGAAGAACUGGAUGAGGUUUCUGGCAAACAUUUCAGUGAUUGUCACCUGGCAUCUGUGGCUCCACAGGGUAAAAAUGACGAAACCGCCAAAAAACUAUGGGAUGUCAGUUGCAAGCUUCUUGGAAUUCAGUGGGACUGAGUUCUCAAAAGAUGGAAAUGGAAGGAAGCCAAGAACAAGGUUGAUUCUUUCUGACUCUACUUUGAGAGUGAACUUGAUUAAGUUGACAUGUACCAUUUAGCGUAAUCUUCAGCAGCCAUAUCUUUGGCAGUUUGCCAGAACAGUUAUUCUGUCAAAAUGUAAACUUAUGAUUAAAUUGGGGGAUAGCAGGACAGCGCAGCUCGAAGGGCUGUAUCUCAAUAUGAGCUUGUGAAACUAUUGACAGUUCAUUACUUGCUGCAGUCAGCUAUAUUCAAGUUAUACUUUAUCUUAACCAUAAAGCAAUGCUGUUUAUUAAAGGUUUUUAUAUGCAAGAUGAGAAGCAUAAGUGUUAAGUAGGUGAAAUAAAGUAAAUUUAAAUAUCUUCUGAGGUAUGCAGUUUCUUCAAAUUAUGUGUUGAGUUAUUCAUGGUGUCAGAAUGUCUAAUCCAGAAGGCGUGCAUUUAAGGUGAGAGGGGAUAAGUUCAAAGGAGAUGUACAGGGCAAGAUUUUUUUUAAAAACAGUGGGUUCCUGGGGUGGUGUUAGAGGCAAACAUGAUGGGACAUUCAAGAGGCUCCUGGACAGGCACAUGAAUGUGCAUGAAAUAAAAGGUUAUGGUCAUUAUGUAGGCAGAAGGGAUAAAUAUUGUGGUCACACCACUGAGCAAAUGGUCUUUGCUUGUGUUGCAUUGUUCCAUUUUCUAUAUAACUCAAUAAUUGAUACAUGACAAUGGACAGAAGAAUAAUUCAUCUCUGCUUCAGAUUAAGAAUAGCAGCCCUCAAAACCCUGCAGCCUGCAUUCUUGCAGAUGAGUGAAAUCACUGGCACUUACCCACUUAAGUGAUGAUCAAUUUGGCGACUGUUACACUGAAAUCUCAAACAGAUUAAAAGCACCAAACUUGCGAGUUUGCUGUUUCUUGGUUCCACAUGGAGAAUGUGAGACUUCAAUAAGUUUUAUCACUCGAGUGAAUUUAUAAAUUGCCAGCUAAUGUACUGUUUACUCAGGAACACUGGAGAUAGAAAGCCUGGAGAUUGGAUCAAUUCACAACAUGCUUGGAACUCCAUGGUGCUCCGUAUCAUUUGACAAGGCAGACUUAAAGUCAAAUAAAAAUACUAAAUGUUUGGGUAACAUCAGAUUUAAAACUUAAAUUUAAAAUCACUACAAUAGCAUGAUAUAAAUUAACUCUUCAGAGGAGAGGGGAAAAUGUAUUUGAUGCACUCCAAAGUAAAAAUAAUGAAAUCCUUUGUCCCAGUGUGGUGUUUAGUGGCAAGCAUGCAUUAUUUUGCAGUGUUUCAAGAUGGCAAUUAAUAUUGUUCACCUUAUAUCCAUUAUCAGUGUUAAUAGACGAAUCAGUAUAGGAUUUAAACUUACUACAGUAAUUGUCAAAGACAAUUAGAUAAAUACUUGAAAGGGGGAAAAAUGCUGUAGUGAAUGGGGUGGAAAUGGAACCUUGUUGAAAGUACAUCACUGAUCUAACCCAACUAUUUUCUAAAGAAAUCUACGACUCUGCAAGAUC